AUGCCGUCACUCAUUUCGUGCCUUGUGGCAGGCCUCGCCGUCGUCGACCGCGCGGCGGCCGCAAAGUAUUCGCUGUCCCAAACCUACGACUCGUCCAACUUUCUCACCGAGUUUCACUUUCGGGAGAGGGGUACAAUUCCGGAUCGGCCAGAUGACAAUUGGUCUUGGGUCAAGUACCAGAAUGUAGAGGACGCCCAGAAGAAGGGACUUGUUUCUGUCAAGGACAACAAAGUAUAUCUGGGCGUGGACUUUGAGACCAAAUUGGAGAAUAACGAUAACGGGCGAGACACGCUACGCGUCCAAUCCAAAUGGUCGUUUAGGGAAGGCUUGGUCAUCACCAGAUUUUACCACAUGCCCAAGACCGUCUGCGGUGCCUGGCCAGCCUACUGGACACUAGGAGAGGAUUGGCCUAACAACGGCGAGAUUGACAUGUACGAGGGCUGGAAUCUCAACACUGUGAACAAGCCGGCACUCCACGUUGGGACUAAAGCCAGGGUCGGCCAAUGCCUCCUGGACAGCUCUGCGCAGGCUGAAAUUGUCUCGGCAAACUGCGACAAUAAGUUCGAAGAUGGCGUGCGCGCUUGGGCGGGCCAGGGAUGCCAGGUUGAAGAGGUCAAUGACGGCAUUUGGGCUUCUGAGCACGGUGGUAUUCAGGCUCUCGAAUGGACAAAGGACGCGAUCAAGCUGUACACCUGGCAGAUCGGCAAGGCGCCCAAGAACAUUGAUUCCGAUGCCCCCGAUACUUCUUCUUGGGGUAAGCCGUCGGUGCAGGUCUCAAGCUCCGGCUGCGAUUUAUCAAGGGCUUUCGGAAACCAGACAAUCCUCUUCACGCUCCCCUUCUGCGGCGACCCUGUUGGCAAGAAGCAGUUCUGGUCGGAGCUGCGUGCCGACAGCAAAGGGCAAGUCAACGGCAAGAUUGAAGAUACGUGCGAGAUAAUCACUGGCGCGAAGACCUGCGUUCAGUACGUUGCCGAGAACCCGGCAGCAUUCAAGGACUUUUACUUUGGCAUCAAUGAUGUCCGCUACUUUGUCCAGGACGCCGAAGACAGCGACGACGGCAACAAGGAUACCAAGGGCCAACUUUCGCUCGACAGCAGCAGCAGCUCGGCCCUCACCUUCAAGUACGCCACCAGCCAGUCGUCCAGCGACAACUGGAUCGGCAUCUGGCCCGAGGACGACACGCAAGCGCCGACAUGGGGCAGCACCACCUGGGACUACGCCAAGGAAAGCUCAGGCAUCUCAACGCUCGCACCCCCGAGCUCCAUGAAGGCCGGCAAGUACAAGGCCUAUCUCCUCUCCAGCGACCGCGAGAUUCUCGCCUUUCUCUCCACCUUUGACUACAAGCCAGAGUCGUCCUCCUCAAACGACAACAGCGACAGCAGCAGCAGCAGCGUGGCCUUUAGCGUCAAGGCGCGCUACAAUAUAAACUGCGGCGGCAGCGUCACCAACAACGUCGACAUCCAGCCCGGCAGCAACGGCGUCUGCGUCCGCACAAACUGCAACGUGGGCAGCCUCGAGAUCCCCAGCGCCGGCAGCUGCCCCGACGGGCAGGUCCGCAUCAGCUUCUGGCAAAACGCCGACUGCGACGGCGACUGGUACGGCUACGGCUACGCAAGCAGAGGCACCUGCCGCGGCCUGUGGACCAACGGCUGGGGCUUCAAGUCGCUGUGGCUCUCGUGCGCCGAUCCCGCCAGCGACUGCAUCCAGCAGGGCACCUGCACCGCCGCCCCGGAGCCGGAGUCGGCCAACCAAAUCUGCCGUGCCUAA
Molecule: messenger RNA, 1767 nt
Organism: Beauveria bassiana ARSEF 2860
Lineage: Eukaryota; Fungi; Ascomycota; Sordariomycetes; Hypocreales; Cordycipitaceae
Product: Concanavalin A-like lectin/glucanase
Exons: 4
Coding region: 1-1767 (588 amino acids)
Biological process (GO): glucan catabolic process
Molecular function (GO): hydrolase activity, hydrolyzing O-glycosyl compounds
Source: RefSeq, a predicted model, not a curated record